CUCUUGCUCCGCCCUUUCCCCGCAUACCUCACCCCCCUCGUCCACUCCUCGGAGGCGACAACCGGAUGACUUCCAGAUCGGCGGCAACCGCGCGCCGGGUCGCGCUGCUGGCUCUCGGCAGCCGCAUCGCCUCCCUGGGCCUGCUGGUGCUGCCGCGGCUUCUGCUUCGGCUUGACCCGGACGACACAUCCACCGCCCUGGCCCUGGGCAUCGGCAUGAACUCUGGCGAAGAUAACCCGGCCCCACUGCAUGUGCGCGCGGCCGAGGCCCUCAUCCGCUGGGAUGCCAUUCACAUGCAUGCGAUCGCCGCCGGUACGCCGGCUCUGGACCGGUGGGCCUGGUGGGAGCCAGUCCCCGGCGGCUGGGCCGACUGGGGCCACACCUUCGAGCAGCAGCAUGCCUUCUUCCCUGGUCUGCCUGCGGCCGCCCGCGCCAUCGCCUUCGGCUGGGCGGCGCUCUUUUCGCCUGAUGGGCGCCCCUCCCGUGUGGCCCUCGCCCUGUGGGGCGUGAUCCUGUCCAACGCGGCCUUCGUCUUGGCGGCGGUCUUCCUCUUCCUACUGUCCCAGCAGACCUUUCGCAAGCUGGGUCCCCGGCGGGCCGACAUGCUGGGCGUCCUGGCCUGCGUGGCAUUCUGCCUGUCCCCCGGUGGGGCGUUCAUGUCUUCAAUGUAUACCGAGUCCCUGUUUGGGCUGUGUGUUUUGGCUGGGCUGUGGUGCCGUUCGAUCGGCUGGACACUGCCCUGUGGGAUGUCCUUCUUCCUGGCCUGCUUGAUGCGCUCCAACGGCACGUUGCUUGUGGGCUAUCCGUUGUUUGAUGCGGUGUCGGCCGUGCGCCAUCGCUGGGCCGCUCGCGGGGCCCCCCUCCCAACCACCGCCUCACUGCUGGCGGAGCUGGGCCGCUGUGCCUUUGUCGCGGUGGCCACCCUCACGGGCGCCCUGUUGGUUGCCCUCCACGGCUAUCGGGAGUUCUGCACCCCGGAAGCCGUGGCUGGCGCGUCGGCGGCCGGUCUGACACCGCGACCCUGGUGCACCAAUACCCUGCCCCUCAUCUACGGCUUCAUCCAGAAGGAGUACUGGGACGUCGGGCUAUUCCGGUACUGGCGGGUGGGACAAAUCCCGAACUUCGUGCUGGCCCUGCCGGCCAUGCUGCUGGCCGGGUACACGGCCUGGCGUGUGGUGCCGCCGCUUUGGCGCCGGUGGGCGUCGCUCGGCCUCCUGACGGCGGCCAAGGCGCCGGCCGGGGAACCGGUGGAUGUGCCCUUGUUGGCGCGACAUGACCUUCAAUUUGAGUUGCAUCCACAUUUGAUGUUGUGGUUUGUGGCACACCUGGCCAUCCUGCUGUCGGCCCAUGUGCAAAUCAUCCACCGCUUUGCGGCCCCCUUCCCAGCCGCCUAUUGGGUGGUGGCGAGCAUGCUUCUACCGGGGGAAGACUCGGCCCAGGCCCCCAGCACUCCUGCCCCUGUGGCCGGGGACCCGCACCCCUCCCCGGCCGCGGACCCGACGCCCAAAGACCCGCCGGUCCCCAUGCAUGGGCCCAGCGCUCGGGAUAGCCAAAUGGCAAGAGUGUAUUUGGCAUUCGGCGCCGGGUACCAGGCCGCCACGUGCAUUCUCUUUGGGCACUUUUACCCGCCGGCCUGAGCGCGCACGGCAGCAACAGCAGCA
This is a messenger RNA of Fonticula alba, 1661 nucleotides long. RefSeq lists its product as hypothetical. Gene Ontology annotation, biological process: GPI anchor biosynthetic process. The transcript has 9 exons. NCBI's taxonomy places the organism in Eukaryota, Rotosphaerida, Fonticulaceae. Gene Ontology annotation, molecular function: alpha-1,6-mannosyltransferase activity; GPI mannosyltransferase activity. Gene Ontology annotation, cellular component: endoplasmic reticulum membrane; mannosyltransferase complex. The record is from RefSeq and is a predicted model, not a curated record. Bases 66 to 1637 code for a protein of 523 amino acids.